Rhincodon typus (whale shark) is the source of this 6675-nucleotide messenger RNA. Its product is annotated as calpain-9-like. Gene Ontology annotation, molecular function: calcium-dependent cysteine-type endopeptidase activity; calcium ion binding. The transcript has 20 exons. Gene Ontology annotation, biological process: proteolysis. Lineage: Eukaryota; Metazoa; Chordata; Chondrichthyes; Orectolobiformes; Rhincodontidae. The record is from RefSeq and is a predicted model, not a curated record. Gene Ontology annotation, cellular component: cytoplasm. The coding region runs from base 180 to 2279 and encodes 699 amino acids.
AUAGAAGUGAGAGGAGAAGCCCUCUAAGGAAAGGUGGAGUUAAUGUGCAGAGAGGUGGAGUUGUACAGGACAUUCCAGAGCAGGUGAAACUUUACACAGACAGGUGAACCAACACCUUGUUCAGAGAUUCUCUUCAUCUCCUGCAGUCGUUGUCUCAGCUUUAUUUAUUACUGCCAAACAUGCCUUAUGUGUUCAGCUCGGCGAGUGGGGGCUCCCAAAAAAAGAAGGCAGUGAAAGACCGAGGGACCAUCGGGGUGAAGGCAAGCAAAGCCACCUACCAGGAGCUGAAAAAUCAGUGCCUAACGCAGGGAGUUUUAUAUGAGGAUCCAGAAUUCCCAGCGGACGAGUCUUCCCUGUUUUACAGCGAGAAGCCGGCAGUUAGUUUUGACUGGAAACGGCCGAAAGAGAUUUCGAGUAACCCGAAGUUUGUUAUUGAUGGAGCGUCGAGGACAGAUAUCUGCCAAGGAGACUUGGGGGAUUGCUGGUUUCUUGCUGCUGUUGCUUCACUGACUCUUAAUCAGAAAAUAAUGUGCCAAGUUGUUCCUCUGGAUCAGACCUUUGACAGUGAUUACGCUGGAAUCUUUCACUUUCGGUUUUGGCAAUAUAAUGAGUGGGUGGAUAUUAUAAUUGACGACCGUUUGCCAACCUUUAGAAACCGUCUGGUAUUUCUACACUCUGCCAGUAAUGACGAGUUCUGGAGUGCCUUGCUGGAAAAGGCCUAUGCUAAGCUAUAUGGCAGCUAUGAAUCACUAAAAGGGGGAAGCACAUUAGAGGCCAUGGAAGACUUUACAGGUGGCAUGGGAGAGACAUUCAAUUUGAAAGAGGCACCCCCAAAUCUGUAUAGCCUCAUUCAAAAGGCAUUGAAACGGGGCAGUAUGUUGGGAUGUUCCAUUGAUAUUACAAGUGCAGCUGAAACAGAAGCUCGCACCACGACAGGACUUGUGAAAGGACAUGCAUAUUCUAUUACUGGUUUGGAUGAGGUGAACUCCAGAGGCCAACGAGUGCAGCUCAUCCGUGUCAGAAAUCCCUGGGGUCAAGUGGAAUGGAAUGGACCAUGGAGUGACAACUCUCCUGAAUGGAAGACAGUGGAUGCAAGUGAUUAUCGGAGGCUGAACAAUAUUGCCAAAGAUGAUGGCGAGUUUUGGAUGUCAUUUGAAGAUUUUAAGAGACAUUACGAUAAAGUGGAAGUCUGUAAUCUUACUCCGGACUCCCUGGAUGAGGAUGCUUUACACAAAUGGGAAGUGACUGUUUUCGAAGGGUCUUGGACAAAAGGCUGUACAGCUGGAGGCUGCAGGAAUUUCUUAGACACUUUCUGGAUCAAUCCACAAUAUAAAGUAAAGCUACUGGAAGCUGAUGAACAGCAAGAUGAUGGCAAAGAUGAAUGUACAAUUAUGGUUGCUCUCAUGCAAAAAAAUAGACGCAAACUACGGAAAGAAGGAGCUGAUUUGCUGACCAUUGGGUUUGCUGUUUAUGAGGCUGAAAGUGGCGUUGAUCAUCUGCCGAAAGAGUUCUUCCGAUUUCAUGCUUCAAAAGCAAAAAGUGACACAUACAUUAACAUACGGGAGAACUCCAAAAGGUUUAAACUUCCACCAGGAGACUAUGUUAUUGUUCCUACAACUUUUCAACCGGAAGAAGAGGCUGAUUUUCUCAUUCGGCUUUUUUCAGAGAAGAAAGCUAAGUCCCUCGAAAUGGGGGAUAAAGUUGGUGCUGAUCUACCGGAGCCUCCCAAACCAACAAUUAACCCCCAGGAGGAAAGUCAAGAGGAAAAGCAGUUCCGCUCAAUGUUUGAACAGAUCUCAGGAAAGGAUCUGGUGAUCAGUGCUUAUGAGCUGCAGGAUAUUUUAAAUACUAUCUUCACUAGAAGAAAGGAAAUAGUGAUGGAAAGUUUUGACAUUGAGACGUGUCGCAGUAUUGUGUCUCUCUAUAAUAAAGACAAUGCUGGAGGACUUGGGUUUGAUGAAUUCAAGAUCUUUUGGAGCCGAAUGAAGAUGUGGAUGAAUGCUUUUCUGAGCUGUGAUCAUGACAAAUCAGGGACCAUAUCAGCUCAUGAACUCCGAACUGCUGUUAAGAACACAGGAUUUCAGGUCAACAAUCAGUUACUGCAGCUUAUGGUCCUCCGAUACACAGACGCAUACCUUCAAGUUGAUUUUGAUAACUUCCUCCGUUGCAUGGUUCGAUUGGAGACUGCGUUCAGAUCAUUCAAAACAUGUGACACCCGGCAGACUGGUGAGGUGACACUGAAUUUAAUGCAGUGGCUCUACAUGACAAUGAAUAUUUGAAGAUAGAAUUGGAGAUCCUCAGACUUCAGUGCUUUUCACCAAAGGAUCUGAAUUUCAACAUUAACAGGGAUAAAAUAUGCAUCAGAAUGAAAUCUUAUUUCUUUGAAUUUUUUUUUUUACUGUACUUUGGUAUAUCUGCUUGUCCUUGUAGAGGGGUUUUGAAGAAUAUUCCUGGUUACUGAUGGUUUUGCUUUAUGGAUAUUAUCUGUUCUGUUAUUCCUCCAUUCUGAGACCAAUGUUUGUAAAUAUUUCAUGUUUCUAUGUUUUGAGAGUACAGCAGUCCUUAGCACAACAGUGUCCCAUCACUAGGCAAAAAAAAAAUCAAAUCCAAUCCCUUGGUACCUAAACUCUCAUUUUUUUACAUCACAUCUUCUCUUGAAGCCCAAUUCAUGUCUGGACAUAAAUUGUUCUGUUCUGAUCCCUUUUGUACUUCCAUCAAAACCCAUCCCUCAUGAUAAUUAAUUCUCCAGUCAAACUCCAAGGCUCUGGUAAAGGAACUCUCCUCCAGAACUCUAAUUCUCUAUUUGAAGACAGCUCUUUUGACGCUGUUGAAUAUACUUCCAGGGUUAGUGGUUUAGGUAGGAUCUGCCAUAUUGUAUUGGUUAGUAACAGCGGAAAAGUGAAUGAAAGGAAAUGAGCGCUUUUCAAUAAGAAGAUUAGGACUGCUUACGUGGACAGUAAACACUGAUGCAACUGGUUUGGACCAGAUGAUGGGUUUCUGUAUUGUAACUUCUGUAGUUCUAGAUAAUGAGAUUCCCAUUCAGGAUCCUACCCUUUUGCAGUCUAUUCUCCCAUUGAAAUCCAUCCAUCUUGUACCUUAACUCACCAUCUGAAGGCCGCCCUACAAACAUUUUAGCUCACACAUUAAAGUUCAUCCCUCGAGUACAUUAAUUCACAGACCAUGACAUCUGAUUGCAUGUUUGAUAAUCUCAACCUUUCAUCCUUUUUGCCUUAUUUAGUAUUUUAAGAUCAUACAUCAUUUUAUCAUUAAUUGUUUACCCAUGAAUAACCAAGAUUAUCUGGUUGAAAGGUUGAGGAAAGAAACCAUGCAUGAUGCUUUUCAGGGGAAGCUAGAUAAGUAUGUGUGGGAGUCAGGAAUGUACGUGUUGGGCAUCAAGAGGCCUGAACCUGGAUAAUUGAGUCAGAGUGAUACAGCAUGGAAACAGGCCCUUCAGCCUGUCCAUGGUGCCCAUUCAGCUAGUUCUAAUUGCCCGCAUUUGGUCCAUAUCCCUCUAAACCCUUCCUAUCCAAGUAUCUAUCCAAAUGUUUUUUAAAUGUUGCUAUUGUACCUGUUUCAACUACUUUCUCUGGCAGCCCAUUCCUUAUACGCACCACUCUGCGUGAAGAAGUUGCCCCUCAGGUCCUUCUUAAAUCUUUCCCUUCUUACCUUAAACCUAUGUGCUCUAGUUUUCAAUUCCCCAUCCCUGGGAAACAGACUUUAUGCAUUCUUCUUAUCUAUGCUCUUCAUGAUUUUAUACACCUCAAUAAGGUGUAUUCUACAUUCCAAGCCAUAAAGUCCUAUCCUGGCCAAUCUCUCCCUAUAAGUCAGGCCGACUAGUCCUGACAACAUCCUCGUAAACUUUCCAGUUUAACUAUGUCUUUCCUAUAACAGGGUGACCAAAAUUGUACACAAUGCUCCAAGUGCCACCUCACCAAUGACUUAUACGACUGUAACAUAACAUCCCAACCACUAUACUCAAUGCCUCGACCAAUGAAGGCCAGCAUGCUAAAUGCCUUCUUCACCACCCUUUCUACCUGUGUCGCUGCUUUCAACGAACUAUAUACUUGUACUCCUUGGUCCCUCUGUUCUACAACACUCCUCAGGACCUUACCAUUUACUGUAUAAGUCCUACCUUGGUUUGACUUUCCAAAGUGCAACACCUCACACUUAUCUGUAUUGAAUUGCAUUUGCCAAUCCUCAGCCCACUUCCCAAUCUGAUCAAGAUCCCUCUGUAAUUUUUGAUAACCUUCCUCACUAUGAACAAUACCUCUUAAUUUUGUAUCAUCCGCAAGCCUACUAAGCAUGCCUUGUACAUUCACAUCCAGAUCAUUUAUGUAAAUAACAAAUAACAAAAGUCCCAGCACCGACCCUUGUGGCACGCCACUAGUCACAGGCCUGCUGUCCGAGAGACAACCUUCAACCAUUACCCUCUGCUUCCUAUCAUUGAGCCAACUUUGAAUCCAAUUAGCUAGCUCUCCAUGGAUCCCAUGCGACCUAACCUUCAUGACUAGCCUGCCACGUGGGACCUUGUCAAAGGCCUUGCUAAAGUCCAUAUAGACAACAUCCACUGCCCUAGCCUCAUCUAUCCUAUUGGUUACCUCUUCAAAAAACCUCCCACGCAUAAAUCUAUGCUGACUAUUCCUAAUCAGACCUUAAUUAUCCUAACAUUGGUUGAUUCUGUGCCUCAAUAUCCUCUCCAAUAACUUACCUACUGCUGAUGUCAGGUUCACUGGCCUGUAGUUUCCUGGCCAGACUUUACUACCUUUCUUAAACAAUGGAACAACAUUAACCAUUCUCCAGUCUUCUGGAACUUCAGUAGGUAAAGAUGAAGCAAAAAUCUCUGCAAGGGCCUCUGCAAUUUCUUUCCUAACCUUCCACAAUGUCCGAGGAUGGACUUGAUCAGGCCCAGGGAUUUGUCCAUCUUAAUGCGCUUCAAGGCUGCAAACACCUCCUCUCUGGUCUUAUACAAUUCUGCGUAAUUUAUGGGGGAUUUUUAAAGAACUUAUUGUCAGUGGCAAAUUUGCGUCGGCACCUUAAUCUUGUUUUCUAUGUUGAAAUUCACGCAGUUAAAGAACACGUAGAACAUGUUUCCAGAUACAUCAGACAGUGUGCUUAUUGUACAAUGCCUUAUAACAUACAUUAUUCAUACCUUUUGGUUUUUGUUCAAUUGACCUGAGAUUUUGCGAAGGUACAAUGUAAUUCUCUCCAAGUCCUGUAACAUUUCCUGUGAAUUCAAUGGUACACAAUCUACCGAUUUACUGCUAGUUUACAAAAACAGAAGUUUCUGGAAAAGCUCAGCAGAUCUGGCAGCAUCUAUGAAGAAAAAAAAAAUCAGUUAACAUUUCGGGUCCAGUGACCUUUCCUCAGAACUGCCAGUUUAUACAGUUACAGAAACUCUCAGAAUGAAAUGAACAGGACUUCAAGAAUGUCAGUUUUUUUUUGAAAAUGGAUGAAAACUGGUCUUCCCCUCCCCCACCUCCAUUUAGUGCAGAUGGAGAGAAAUUUUCCAUCAAGAGAACCACAACUUGCCUUUAAACCAUUUGAUGAAAAAUCUCCAUCCAACUACAAAGAAACAGCAAGAUCCAGACUCAAAGCGAGAAAAUAAAAAUGCUCUCCACAUUAGAAACAAUAAUGAGGAGAUCUGAAGAAUAGGAACAUAAAAAGAAAACAGUAAUGUUACAGCACAGUUGAGGGCAUUUUGAUUUUAAAUGUUAAUUCAUAAUCCAAAUAUACUCAUUUCUUUCUGCUCCCCUCCCACCUCCCUCAAUAUAGUCCAAAUUUAAUCCAGUCUAAUUCAAUCACUAGGUAAUGUUUCUGUAUCACAGACUGUUUAGGAUCUGUUCAAAAUUGUACCUUUACGGUUCCAGUGCAUGCCAAUACUGGUCUGAACUAUCUUAGAAUGUACCAGACAUAUCCCAGUUCAUGCCAAUAUUAACUUACACUGUGCCAGUACUGUUUCAGAAUUUGCUAACACUUGCUCCAGCAUAUGCCAAUACUGACCCAGCCUGAAUAAUGCUAACCAUAUCCUUUCCCAGACAGUGCCAGUGCUGUCUCAGUCUGUACAGCUGCACACUACCAAUACUCCCCGACUGUCCCCGCCAGUGCCAGUCCUGUUCCAGUUCUACUGCUGUUCCAGACUCUGCCAGCCCACAGACUGUAAGUGUCGUCCAAAUGUCAACAGUAUCCCAAACUGUGCUAGUGCAGUCCUAGUUGUGUAUCACCGCUAUCCUGUAUGUAUUGUCCCAGGGCUGUCAGAGUAAUCUAGUGUUUUCCACAGAUAUUGUUGGUACUGUUCCAGUGCUGCAUCAGUACCUGCACUAUACUUUAUGAUACUCAUGGUAACAGUUUGAGAACAAAAUAAAUGGUUUUCAUUUUUAAAAUUUACAAGUCAAACAUUUAUUGAAGUUUGUUCAACCUAAUCUAACCUCAUUGUCUGAAUUCUGCAGAAGAAUUCUUUUCUCAUUUAUUUUCUAAUGCAGCGUUUGUUUCAUUAUUUUGCUAUAAGCUGCUCCUGAAUCUCCAGUCAGGUUCAACAAAAAUUCAGCUGCCACUCAAAGAUGUGAAAGUCCUUCAUUUUUAUCCUCUGAUUUGGAUUCUGUCCUACAUUGUAUAAUGUUUAAAGCAACUUUAUACUGAAGAGGUUGAGAUCAUGGAAAUAAAAUGGCUAUCUAGUCA